Henningerozyma blattae CBS 6284 is the source of this 897-nucleotide messenger RNA. RefSeq names its product TLC domain-containing protein. The record is from RefSeq and is a predicted model, not a curated record. Gene Ontology annotation, cellular component: membrane; endoplasmic reticulum. Gene Ontology annotation, biological process: lipid homeostasis. Lineage: Eukaryota; Fungi; Ascomycota; Saccharomycetes; Saccharomycetales; Saccharomycetaceae. Bases 1 to 897 code for a protein of 298 amino acids. The transcript has a single exon.
AUGAAUUUCUUAGUUAAGAAUAAAACUGGUAGUGCAUGUUUUGAAAAUACCAAUAAAUACUUGGAAAAUGCUCGAUAUAGCGACCCAUUUUUAAAAUAUUCGUGGUUUCCAAACUCCACCAAUUUAUUUUAUUUGCAUUUACAUGAGAUCAUAACCACUUUUUCAGUUUACCAAUUUAUAUCAACUAUAGUAGCACCAAUCACUUGCUCUGUCAUAUUUGGCAAAUAUUAUAAUGGUCUCUAUCAUAAAACAAUUCAACUUAACUUCGACUUACAUAUGGUUUCAAUGUUUCAAUGCCUAAUAUCAUUUACAUGUAUAAUAAUAACUUGGGGGAUCCCUGUGACAGAUAUUAACCCUAUUGCCUAUACAGAUCAAAUUUCAUCAUUAGUAGGUGCAUUAACCAUGGGCUAUUUUCUUUGGGAUAUAGUCCAGGGGAUGACACAUAUACACACUUACGAGAUAGAAUAUAUUCUAUAUGCUAUGGGUGCGUUUGCUUUAACAUUAAUUACUUUCAAUCCUUUCGUUCAACCAUGGAUCAGCACGUUCUUAGCAUAUGAAACUUCCACGCCUUUUACCAAUAUUAAUUGGUUCAUCAUUGCAUUGACAAAAAAUUAUCCCAAUCAUAAUCUCAUACCCAAUUGGAUUAAUUACCUCAAUGCUACCCUAUUAGUAACGGUUUUUGUCCUAACAAGAUUGGUAUGGGGGCCCUAUCAACAAUUCUUACUGUUACAACAACUAUAUCAACACAAACGAGAUCUGCCAGCAUUUAAGACAACUUUAUUGAUUGUGAUAAUGACAAUGAUGAAUGGCUUAAAUGUCUAUUGGUUUAGUAAGAUGGUGCGCAUCGUCAGAAAACUGAGUCGCAAACAACUUCUCUUCAAACUGAAAAAACCUUAA